AUGGCCCCUAAUGCAAACUUGACCCCUUCUCCCUCCCGCUCCCUCCCCCAACUUCAUACAUCUAGAGAAACUUUCUUUCAUUCUUUCUUCCAUUCUUUCUUUCAUUCAUUCUUUCAGUCUUUCUUUCAUUCAUUUAUUCUUUCAGUCUUUCUUUCAUUCAUUCAUUCUUUCAUUCUUUCUUUCAUUCAUUCUUCCAGUCUUUCUUUCUUUCUUUCUUUCAUUCUUUUUCUUUUCCGCCUACAUGUUGUCCUUCUUUCUGUCACGUUUUCUUUCUUCUUUCUUUUCUUUUUCCUUAUCUUCUCCUACUUUCUUCUGACUUUUUUUUUUCUUCUCUUUUCUCUCUUCUUUAGUGAAUAUUUUUAUCGGAGACAUUUUUUAUUAUUUCUUUCUUUUGCGAACUCAGGAAUAAAUAAUCGGACGAUUGUCAUUUUUCCAGCCUUUUUCUCUUCCUUCCAUUUUUCUUCUUUUUUUGUUUUCCUUUCUUUCUUUUUAUCUUCUUCAAUGCAUCCUUACUUUAUUUCAUUCUUUCUUUCUUUCAUUCAUUCUUUCUUUCUUUCCUGCUUUAUAUCUUUAUUGCAUUAUUGUUUUCUUUCUGUCUUUCUUUACCGCUUCUUUUCUUUCAUUUUUCCAGGCUUUUUUCUCUUUCUUUCUUUAUUUCUUUCUUCGUUAUUUUUUUUUCAGUUUGUCCUUCUUUCUUAUCAUUCUUUCUUUCUUUCUACCUUUUUUCUUUCUUUUUUCUUGAUUGCUCUUUCUUUCUUUCCCCCUUUCCUUCUUUCAUUCUUUCUUAUCAUUCUUUCUUAUUAUUAUUUCUUUCUUGAAUGCGUCCAUCCUUUUUCUUUCUUUCUUUCUUUCUUUCUUUCUUUCUUUCUUUACUUCAGUCUUUCAUUUUUUUUCCAGUCUUUUUUAUUUCAUUCGCGAUUGCAUCUUUGUUUAAUCUUUCUUUCUUUAUCUUUUUAUUUAUUUUUCACUAUUUUUUUCAUUCUUUCAAUAUUUUCAUUUCCAUAUUAUGUUUCUUUCUUGCCAUUUUUUAUUCGUUUAUUCCAUUACAGCAUCCGUCUUUCUUUUUUCUUUCUUUUAUCUCUAUUACUUGAUUUCUUUCUUUCGUUCUUUUUUUCUUUCGUGAUUGCAUCCUUCUUUAUUCUUUCUUUCUUCCUUUCUUUUCUAACAUUCUUUCUGGCUGCGUCUUUCUUUCUUCUAAACUUUCUUUCUUUCAUUAUUUUACUUAAUUUCUUGAUUGCAUCCUUAUUUAAACUUCCUUUCUUCAUCCCUUUCUUUCUUUCGUUCUACCUUUCUUUCUUUCUUUCUUUCUUUCUUUCUUUCUUUCUUCCUUCCUUUCUUUCAAACUUUCCUGAUUGCAUCCUUUCACACUUUUUUCUAACUUCCUUCCUUCCUUCCUUCUUUCCUUCCUUCCUUUUUUCUGUCUUUCUUUCUUUCUUUCUUUCUUUCUUUCUUUUGUGA
Molecule: messenger RNA, 1458 nt
Organism: Acanthosepion pharaonis
Lineage: Eukaryota; Metazoa; Mollusca; Cephalopoda; Sepiida; Sepiidae
Source: the annotation of a GenBank genome assembly